GCAACACCAUCGAUCAUAAACAAGAAAGAAAGAGAGAGAGAGAGAGAUGGGAAAGGUGAGUUGGCUUCUUAACUUACUUAAUCAUGCCAACAAGCAAGAAAGUGUUGAGACUCUCGACAAAAACGGUGUCUUAAUGGCCUCAAGCAGUGGAUUCAAGAUGCCUUUGCAUUACCCAAGAUACACAAAGGAGGACUACAAGGAGAUGGAAGAGUGGAGAUUGGAUCUGCUUCUUUCGGACUACGGACUUCUUGCCUUCCAUGACAAUACCCUCCAUGAGAAGCGAGCUUUUGCUAUGGAAACUUUUUUGUGGCUUCAUCACCCGUAAUUUCAUCUCUUAUAUUUAUCUUCUUUUACAUUACGUAAGAGUACUAAUGGAGAUUGUAGUGAUACGGGAGCCGAAGACAUGAAAGAAACCGCCAUCAGUCUAUACCCAAAAUAUGUCACAAGAAGAUUUCAACGUAUCUUUAAGUUCUCACUACUUUUAUGUUGUGUAUAUAAGCUUAGCUUUGGAUUUUGCAUAUAUGAAUCUUCAAUUCAAUAAAAUAUAGUUUUACCGCUUGUCAUUGUAA
Capsella rubella is the source of this 569-nucleotide messenger RNA. RefSeq lists its product as uncharacterized. The coding region runs from base 47 to 325 and encodes 92 amino acids. The transcript has a single exon. Lineage: Eukaryota; Viridiplantae; Streptophyta; Magnoliopsida; Brassicales; Brassicaceae. The record is from RefSeq and is a predicted model, not a curated record.